AGCGGCAGUGGGCGGGGCGUUCACACAAGCGCUUCGUGUUUACCCGUGUGUGAAUCACAAACAGAUCCGCGAUCAGACUCGAUCUGAAACCUGCACUUCUGGUUUUCUGCACACAUUUCUGUGACAAACUACAUACAUGAAAACUGUGAAAUAACACACACACACACACACACACACACACACACACAGAGCUGCUGUACCACACAUGACACACACCAGCGGGAUUGACGGUGGGUGACGUGUGCAUCUAUACAUGCCAGUCAUGCGUCUCAUAAACUCUCAGUUCGCCCAUCAGCCCUCCAUCACGCCCGUCGCCCGCCCGCCGCCCGGCCCCUCGCACACCCCUCGGGCCCUGUGGCCCCCGCUGGACUUCAGUCUGGGCGCGCUGGCGUGCUGCGGCGCGUGUGUGGUCACCAACCCGCUGGAGGUGGUGAAGACCCGACUGCAGCUGCAGGGCGAGCUCCAGGCCCGCGGCUCCUACCAGAGGCACUACCGCGGCGUGCUGCAGGCGCUGUGGGUGGUGGGCAGCACGGACGGCCUCCGCGGCCUGCAGAAGGGGCUGACGGCGGCGCUGCUGUACCAGGGUCUGAUGAACGGGGUGCGGCUCGGGUUCUACUCCUACACGGAGGCCGCGGGACUCACGGACGCGCCGGGCGGGAGUCUGAUCGCAGGAGCUGCGGCGGGAGCGCUGGGCGCAUUUAUCGCCUCGCCGGCGUAUCUGGUGAAGACGCACUUGCAGGCGCAGACGGUGGCCGCCAUCGCAGUAGGACACCAGCACAACCAUCAGGGCGUGUCGAGCGCAUUCGUGUCGAUCUACCAGCGUGAGGGCGUGACGGGUCUGUGGCGGGGUGUGAACGGGGCCGUCCCGAGGGUCAUGGUGGGGUCAGCAGCUCAACUGGCCACGUUCAGCUCGGCUAAGGACUGGGUCACACGUGCACAGUGGUUCGGCCCUAACAGCUGGCUCACCGCGCUCACUGCUGCCAUGAUGAGCGGGGUCGCCGUGACGAUUACCAUGACGCCGUUUGAUGUCAUCAGCACACGCCUGUACAACCAACCGGUGGACGAGUUUAAAAGGGGGCGUCUGUACUGCGGGUUUGUGGACUGUCUGAUGAAGGUUUGUGCUACUGAGGGAAUCAUGGGGCUGUAUAAAGGAAUGACGCCAGUGUUCGUGCGUCUGGCUCCUCAUACGGUUCUCAGUAUGCUUAUAUGGGACGUCCUGAGACAGCGAGCGCUGCUGUACACGCACUGACCUGGAGCGGCAGUGAACGUUCCUGCUCAAAUCUCUCAGGAUGAAGGUUUUUAUCGUCGUAUUGCACAUACUGAUGCUUCGACUUGAACUGACUCUUGAAAUGCAGUUGAAGAGAAUCAUGGGAAGGAUGGUUUUACCUCACCGGUGUGUCUUAUUUCUGAUAUAACGCUGUAAAGACUCUUUGUAUUUUUAACAUGCAGUUUAUUAAAGUUUUUACCGACUUCAUUGUGUCUGUAUUUAUUAGUGCUGCUUUAGAAAACAAAUAAAGGCACAAGAGACUUAA
Molecule: messenger RNA, 1532 nt
Organism: Labeo rohita (rohu)
Lineage: Eukaryota; Metazoa; Chordata; Actinopteri; Cypriniformes; Cyprinidae
Gene: slc25a34
Product: solute carrier family 25 member 34
Exons: 6
Coding region: 254-1249 (331 amino acids)
Source: RefSeq, a predicted model, not a curated record